CGCACCCUCAAAAUGGCCGCCCGCCAUUCUACCUGGACGCUGUCCUACCGCGAACGUGCCGCGCAUCCAUCCAUUGGGCCCCUCGCCCAAUACCUCCUCCGCCUCAUCUCCAUCAAGAAGACAAACUUGUGCCUCUCCGCCGACGUUGAGACCUCCGCGGAGCUCAUUGCCCUCGCCGACGAGGUGGGCGACUCGAUAUGCAUAUUAAAGACUCACUGCGACAUCGUCACCGACUGGACAGAGCGCACCGCCAAAGCACUACGCACCCUAGCCCAGAAAAAAUACUUUGUGAUAUUCGAAGAUCGUAAGUUUGCUGAUAUUGGAGGUACUGUCCAGAAACAGUACACCUCGGGCUACCACCGCAUCGCAAACUGGGCCGAGAUCACGAACGCACACAUUCUCCCCGGCCCUGCCAUCGUUACUGCCCUCCACCAAGCUGCCACCCAGACUAUUCAGAAAUACAACACUACCGUGCACACCGAGAUCUCAGCCUCUCCUCCGCCCUCAAUAGCUAAUGGCGAUGACGGUGACAACAACAACAACCACAACGGUGGCGACGACGACGGCGACGACAACGAUGACCAGGUCGACAACGAGGUUGCUGUCGAAUCACCCCCAGAGAUGGAAGGUGCCGAUGACAGACGCUUGAGCAUCAAGCCCAUGGACCGCAAGCAUAGUGUCGUCAGCAUCAGCACAACUAUUUCCACGCGGACAGAGAGCAUAUCCCCGCGGCCACAGCCUGACUUCCACCCAGAUGAGGUUUUUGCCCUCGACACCCCCACGCUUCUGUCCCGGCUUGGCGAGCCACCUUUCCUGCGCUCGCUCCUCCUACUUGCCGAAAUGAGCUCCGCAGGCCACCUCUUGACACCCGAGUAUUCGCGGAAGUGCGUAGACAUCGCACGACAAAACCGCGAGUUCGUCAUGGGUUUCAUUGCUCAGCGGAGUCUCAACACCGAACCUGAGGACAACUUCUUGACCAUGACUCCCGGAUGCCAGUUGCCUCCGCCAGGCCAAGAGGGGAAGAAGCUAGGCGACGGAUUGGGCCAGCAAUACAACACACCGAAGAGCCUGAUCUAUGACAAGGGCUGCGACGUCAUCAUCGUCGGUCGCGGUAUCGUGAACGCGCCGAAUCGGCGAGCAGAGGCGGCGCGCUACCGCAGUGAGGGGUGGAAAGCAUACGAGGAGCGGAUUGGGGUUAAGAAGGGGUAGAGACUUCCCUCACCCUUAUUCUUAUCCCACGCACUUAGAGCCCAACCCAUUGAACCUUAGAAACGGAGAGGCUUGCGCUGAUUAUGUGCAAUCCUCAGGUUUCAUUCAGCAGACUAUGCGCUUUUGUCUCGCGCCCAAGGACAUGCGACUCGCCCAAUAUCCCUCUCGUUACGUAAGAUGAAGAACACCAUCAUGCAGUCGGAAAAGGAAAAGGAGAAGGAGAAGCAGAAGGAAAAGGAAAAUGGUCAAGAAAAGGAAAUUUUGCAUUUUACGGCGUAUGCGAAUUGGCGUGGAAUGAUUUAGCACCAUGUGGGGCUAGGCCUGGGCAUUGGUAACGGGAACACGCCCGCCAUGGAGAGCAGGUCAUGUGCUCGAAAAUCGGGCACAGUUGGCAAUUAGGAGGGCCUUCGGGUAGUCUGGAGUUUUAGCCAGGGAUCGAUCGGGAUGGUGGCGGGAGGAAAUGUUGAUGCAUAGCUGGGUAGUUCUUGGC
Messenger RNA from Lindgomyces ingoldianus, 1699 nucleotides. Its product is annotated as orotidine-5'-phosphate decarboxylase. Gene Ontology annotation, biological process: 'de novo' UMP biosynthetic process; 'de novo' pyrimidine nucleobase biosynthetic process. Gene Ontology annotation, molecular function: orotidine-5'-phosphate decarboxylase activity. The transcript has a single exon. Bases 13 to 1209 code for a protein of 398 amino acids. The record is from RefSeq and is a predicted model, not a curated record. NCBI's taxonomy places the organism in Eukaryota, Fungi, Ascomycota, Dothideomycetes, Pleosporales, Lindgomycetaceae. Gene Ontology annotation, cellular component: cytosol.